Canariomyces notabilis is the source of this 3139-nucleotide messenger RNA. Its product is annotated as NACHT-domain-containing protein. Bases 269 to 3139 code for a protein of 956 amino acids. The transcript is spliced from 6 exons. Gene Ontology annotation, molecular function: protein binding. NCBI's taxonomy places the organism in Eukaryota, Fungi, Ascomycota, Sordariomycetes, Sordariales, Chaetomiaceae. The record is from RefSeq and is a predicted model, not a curated record.
GCGGGCUAAUGCAGGUCUCACCAAUUGCAUUGACCUGCGCCGAGUACUCGCAGCGCCAUAGCCUGUCUUGGGCGUCCGCCAAGCGAGACAGCUGCAUCUUUCAGCUCCGCUCCGCGGCAACGUGCGAAAUGCAGUCCCAACUUCACAAUAUCGCUGCUGUUGUCGAUAGCCUCUUUUCUUCUGGACAACUAUCCUCGCCGAAGCUAUAUGCGCGAAAGAAAAAUGGAUUCGCUGAAGAGGUUGUUGUCAAAGAAGCCUUUUAGUCAUCAUGGUGCAACCUCGCUCGCUCCAUCUGCUACACAGUCCACGGAGACUCUGGAACGCCGCGUACAACAGCCUCGCGGAGGACAAGGACACCACAAAGCUUGUCGAGUCGUACAUAGCAACCAUGGACAAAGUUCUUGGGGACAGGAAUGGUGAACCCGCCCUCGACGUUUCUGCAACACUGAAAGACCCGAGCCAGCGGCAGGCGCACAUGAGAAAGCUGGUAGAGGAAGGCCAAGCAAAAAUUUCCAGGCUGUCGCAGAUUACGCAGGGUGUCGGUGAUGCCGUCCAAUUCGUUCUCUCAGCCAAGGCCAUGGUCGACAGGGCGAUCCAGAACAUACCGCAAGCAGCGCUGCCGUGGGCUGGUGUCUGCAUUGGACUGCAGAUCCUGCUGAAUCCUGUUGAAGCAAUACAGUCCAAUCUAGCGGGCAUCGCGCAUGUUAUGUCCCGGAUGGACUGGUAUUGUGCCUUGUCUGAACAUAUCCUGAGCCAGAGCAACAUUGUGGUUGGGAAGGAGAGCUUCAAGUCUGUCCAGCUUCAGUUGGAAAACAGGAUCGUUGAGCUCUACAAGGCUCUCCUUUUGUAUCAGAUGAAGAGCGUUUGCUCUUUCUACCGGCAUCAAACCUGGAUCGUUCUCCGCGGCCUUGUGAACGUCGACGAGUGGGAUGCCUAUCUGAAGAGCGUCACAGACACCGAGGCAAGCCUUCAGGCCGAUUUGAAUCAGUUCAACAGUCAGCAUACCAAGAGCCUCCUAGGAAAGCUUGUUGAGAAAGCCGAAGAGAGGAAAGCGCUACUUGGAGAUAUUCAUCAAGCCCUUCAAAGCAGCAUCGCGGUGCAAGAGAAGACCCACAAAGCUGUCCAGGAUGGCAACACUCUGCGCAAGGAGAUUCACCGAGAUGAGAAGGAUACACAAUGCCUCCGAGACCUCCGCCUGACCGACCCGCGCGACGACAAGAAGCGCAUCCAAAACACGAAAGGCGGCCUGUUACGAGACGUGUAUCACUGGGUCCUUGAUAACUCUGAAUUCCAACAAUGGCGUAAAAGCCUAGACAGCAACCUGCUUUGGGUCAAGGGCGAUCCUGGCAAGGGCAAGACAAUGUUACUCUGCGGCAUUAUCGAUGAGCUGCAGAGAUUGACUUUGGGAACAGCCCCUCUAUCGUUCUUUUUCUGCCAGGCCACCGACGAGCGAAUCAACAAUGCCUCCGCAAUCCUACGCGGCCUCAUCUACAUGCUCCUCAACCAGCAGCCAUCCCUUAUCCCUUACGUGCGGAAAAAGUACGAGCAUGCAGGAAAAGCACUCUUUGAAGAUGCGAAUCGAUGGGUUGCUUUAUCCGAAAUUUUCAAAACCAUUCUGCAAGACCCAAGCCUGGAGGGCGCCUACCUGGUCAUCGAUGCGCUCGACGAAUGCAUGAGCGGUCGGCGAGAACUUCUCGAAUUUAUCGUUGAGAUGACAUCUACAGUUCCUUAUGUCAAGUGGAUCGUCUCCAGUCGCAACUGGCCAGACAUCGAGGAAAGUCUAGAAGCCGCUGAACAGAAGACAAGGCUCAGUCUUGAGCUAAAUGAAAAAUCCGUCUCGUCUGCUGUCAGCAUAUAUGUCCAGUACAAGGUAGAUAAACUAGCGCAGCUAAAGGGAUACGACGACAAAACACAGCACGCUGUUCAAGUCCACUUGACCCGCAAUGCAAAUAACACAUUCCUUUGGGUGGCUUUGGUCUGUCAAGAACUCACGAAGUACUCACGGUCAAGGGUUCUUACCAAGUUGAACACGUUUCCACCAGGUCUUGGUUCUCUCUACCAACGAAUGAUGGCUCAAGUUCGCUGCUCGGACGAGGCAGAUCUCUGCAAACAAGUGCUGGCUGUUCUUUGCAGUACUUACCGGCCUAUUACGAUACAAGAGCUGACGUCGUUCAUUGACAUAUCCGAGGACAUCUCUGACAAUCUAGAAUUCUUGACAGAGAUAAUAGGACUCUGCGGCUCUUUUCUGACCCUUCGAGAAUCCAUCAUCUAUUUCGUACAUCAAUCGGCAAAGGAAUUUCUGUCGAAAGACGCAGUGGACGAGAUUUUCCCUUCUGGUGUGGCACUCUUACACUACGGUAUCUUCUCCCAAUCGCUACAUGUCAUGUCCACGGCCUUACGACACGACAUGUACGGCCUGGCUACCCCCGGAUUUCCCAUCGAAAAUGUCAACCAGCCUAACCUGGACCCGUUAGCAGCCGCACGCUAUGCUUGCGUCUACUGGGUUGAUCAUCUCUACAAUUGGCAGUCAAGCAAGAAUACCAAUCACCCAGAUGUUUUCCAGGAUGGCGGUGUCAUCGAUAAAUUUCUGAGGCAGCACUAUCUCCACUGGCUCGAAGCUCUCUCACUUUGCAGGAGCAUGUCGCAGGGGGUGUUGUCAAUGGCGAAGCUAGAGAGCAUUCAUCAGCAAAAGAACGUUGCAUCACAAUUACCAAGGCUGGUUUAUGACAUGCGCCGAUUUGUUCAAUACUGCAGUCAGCUAGUUGAAAACCAUCCACUUCAGGUAUACGCUUCAGCACUUGCCUUCAGCCCUGCCAGAAGCAUGACACGAAAUCUGUAUAAGAGGGAAAUGAGGUGGAUUACUGCCGGGCCGGUUGUAGAAGAAGAUUGGAAUGCAUGCACACAGACGCUCGAGGGGCAUAGCGGUUCCGUCGGGUCCGUCGCGUUCUCGCCCGACUCGAAGCUCGUUGCGUCCGGGUCAGGCGACAACACCAUCUGGGAUACGGCGACGGGCACAUGCACGCAGACGCUCGCGGGGCAUAGCGGAUGUCGUGAUGUCAUGUCUUUGAAGUUGUUUGCCUCCUGGAUGUCGGCCGAGAGGUCGGGCCAUAGCGGGAUCUACGAUUGCCGCUGGCUGUGA